Molecule: messenger RNA, 829 nt
Organism: Centropristis striata (black sea bass)
Lineage: Eukaryota; Metazoa; Chordata; Actinopteri; Perciformes; Serranidae
Exons: 5
Coding region: 1-681 (226 amino acids)
Biological process (GO): response to bacterium
Source: RefSeq, a predicted model, not a curated record
AUGACACUUCUGAAAGGAACAUUUCUGAGAAUUGAAGGAACAGAACCUGAUAUCAUUCACUCUGAUGCAGUCCUUCCAGGAGACUCAGUGACUCUGCAGUGUUCAGUCCUCUCCGACUCAGAGAAUAAAACCUGUCCAGGAGGACACAGUGUGUUCUGGUUCAGAGCCAGAUCAGAUGAAACUCCCAGUUUAGUUCAUGCAGGAAACAGCAGUGAUGGAUGUGAGAGGAGCCCUGAAGCUCACUCUCCACAGAAAUGUGUCUACAGCUUCUCUAAGAACGUCAGCUCCUCUGACGCUGGGACUUAUUACUGUGCUGUGGCCACAUGUGGACAGAUAUUAUUUGGAAACGGGACAAAACUGGACAUUGAAGCACUCAACAUGUGGGAACUGCAGCAAACCAGAACAGCUCUGAUUCUGUUAUGUGCAGCGUUGGCUAUAAGUCUGAUUGUUAUCGCCGCACUGAUUUAUUCCAUCAAGAACAAAACUUAUGCUUUUGGUCUGCAAACAAACUCUGCAACAGCCAGCUGUGAUCAACAAAGUCAGCAGAGAGAGGAGGAGGCACAGUUUUAUUCUGCUGUCGUCUUCACUGUGAUGAAAACUGGAUGUGAUGCAACGAAGGAGAAAAACGCAUCAGAGAGACAGAGGAUCUACGCUGCUGUCAAAACUUUUGGGUUGGAUUAGUGAGUCAACAGGUCUGUUUACCAUCAGUUGAUACUGUAUGAUCACGUUAAUGUUAGUCUAAACAGUUUGUGAAACAGUAUGUGGCUAGUAGGUGGUACUGCACCUAUUAUAGUAUUCUAAUGUUAGAAUUAAGUUUUGUCCAGUUGUU